Molecule: messenger RNA, 2844 nt
Organism: Mya arenaria
Lineage: Eukaryota; Metazoa; Mollusca; Bivalvia; Myida; Myidae
Product: CDK2-associated and cullin domain-containing protein 1-like
Exons: 9
Coding region: 71-901 (276 amino acids)
Biological process (GO): ubiquitin-dependent protein catabolic process
Molecular function (GO): ubiquitin protein ligase binding
Source: RefSeq, a predicted model, not a curated record
GUUGGCAAAAGCAAAAACAAAACAAAAACAAACGUUCACAAUUAACCAGAUAAACUCUUUGGCAGGAGAUAUGGAUGAGCCAAUGGAUGAGUUUUGCGAGGCAGACUCGACACAGGGUAAUGAGGGUCCCAGCACAACAAGAAAUAACGCUACAAACCCUCUGUUAAGACCAGGAAGCAUGGUGAUGAUGACAAUCACUGUGGAGGAUUACGAGACCCAGUACUGGCCAAAACUAGAGCAAGCUAUCCACCAGCUGUUGACAAUGACCCCCGGCCAGUAUAUCCCUAUCUCAUACGAACAGAUGUACAGUUGUGUGUACAAGUGUGUAUGUAAGCAGUUUUCAGAACGCCUUUACCAGGACCUGAUACAUUACAUGGCAGAACACCUGACUUCCCUAGCACAACUCCUGGACUCGCUGGUGCCAUGCCCAGCAGAUUUCCUGGACAAAUUCUCCUUUAUAUUAAACCAGUAUUUAACAGCGUUAAGUGGUAUUGUCCCUAUAUUUAAUUACAUGAAUCGUUUUUACGUGGAAACAAAAUUAAAGACAGACUUAAAUGAUGAGUUAAGAAAGUUAUUCAGGAACAGAAUAGUAGACACACAUAUCACAUUAGUUUUAUCAUUGUUAGAAGAGGCCCAUAGCAAGCCGUUCACCGUUUCCCCACCAACCAUGUCCUGUCUCGUGAAAAACCUCUACUCUUUGAAUUGCGACUAUGCCAAUUUAAAGCCAAGUGUGUUCUCCAAAUACAUCCCGAACAUCCUUCCCCCAACGUCGGUGACAGACCUGGACCGAUACAUCGAGGAAGCGCGGCUUAUGCAAGAACAGAUACAAAGCCUGCCAGAGUUCCAAGAUUGUGAUGGUUCUGGUCGGAGAAAACGACGCCAGGACGAGUUGAUGUUGUGAUAGACUGUGAUAACCUGACCAUGAUUUUGAAUAAGAUGCUGACAGAACGAUGAGUGGUGGUCAAUGUAACAUUGUCCCUGAUUUUACUGUUACUCUGUAAAAUUAAAAACAACAACAUGGAAUUAACGUGCGUGACGAUGUCAUUACCAUAGCGAUGUGACACUUGCCAUAAUUUUACCGUCAUUUAACAGCAGUUUGACUCUGACUCAAAACCACAUGCAGGCUUUAAACCCGAGAACUUGAUAUGAAUAAUGAAGUUUCUAGUGGUGUUAUGUUUUUAUUGGGGAGCAAUGAAUAGUUUCUCUGAACCAUUAUAGUCUUUUUAUGUGUAACAUUUACACUUGAGGGAUUCAGAUUGUAAAUUAUUAGAUUACUGUGGUAUGUUAAGGUAUCCAAAGGAGAAUAAUGAUAAUUUUGGAUGCCUGUCGACCCCAUAUUAUUUUGAAAUCAUUUGAAAGGGUUUUUGCGGGUAGAACAAGAUGUAACACUUAAUUGCACAUAUUGGAAACUGUCUUUUUUGGCAUAAGAAUAUUUAUUAGACAUAUUUCUAAUCAGUAUGCAAUGCUUAGGUUAUGCAUAUUGGAAACAACCUUUGUUUGCAUUGGAAGAUUUUUUUACAUAUUUGUGAUCAGUAUGCAAUACUUAGAAAAUACAUAUUGGAAACAAGCAUUUUGGACGCAUAAUAUUUUUGUACAUGUUUGUAGUCAGUAUGCAAAAUUCUUUCAAAUGACUACAACAUUAAACGAGGUCACCGACAUCAAAAUGCCACAUUAUUGUCUUUGGCUGAUGGAAUUAGGCUUAUUUGUACAUGAGCUACAUCAAGUUUACCAGAAAGUCAUCUAAUUGCGUUAAAAUUGUUAUACAAUAAACAAACAUAUACUAUGGCACAUUCUAUCCAUAUAUCAUUUCAUGCCUUUAUAUUUUAUCAUUCAAUUUAUGUUAUUAUAUGAUGUAAUGUUUUAGACUUGAGGAUUGGAUUUGCAUUGGAAAUUUUCAUUUUGAUUCUAAAAUACAUUUAAUUGAAAGUUGUAAAUUAAAACAUAAUUGAAUGUCAUUGAAUGACUACUAAAUUGCCUGGAUUAUUCUUUUGCCACAAUGAAGAAUGUAUGACCUGAAAUGCUUUGAAUAUAAAGAUUGAAGGCAUUCAUCAUAAGUGUUACUUGUACAAGUAUUCAUGAGAAUAAUUUACAGCAUAACACUUUGUUACAGCAUAUCAUGAUAUUGAGCUGUUAUCUGGAAAAAAGAUAGAUGUUUUUUUUCCUAAUUGAAAAGCUUUAUAUAUUGCAUGCUUUUAAGGUGUUUUGUCUAUCUUGAAACAUUUGGAAAAAAAUCGUAUUCGUUGCUGAGAUACGACCAUUUCACUUAUAUCUUUUAAAUAUAAAUUGAAAUAUUGGUGUUGCCGUUUUGCAUACAUGAUGUUACAAAGGUUUUGCAACAUUGUUUAUGAUUAUGUUAUGCAGUGGUUCUCAAGUGAGAGAUAAAUCCUGAAAUCAGAGAGUUUUUAACUUCAGACAAUUGUACAGCUGUUCAGAUUUAGUUAUACGCAGAUACAUACUUGCACCAAAGCAGUAGGAAAUACCUUUAGAUGAAUAUAAAUGACAACCCCUAAUACUCAAACAGACCCCGGGUUAUUUUUCAGGAAUAACAAUUAUCAGCUUUUGAAACCUCUUAAAUUUGUUAAAGGUUAUUUGUUUGUUAUGACCAAAAUAAAAUAUUAAAUGUGAUGCAUGUUGCAUAAUUAUUUAUUGUGGUUCACGCAUACAAACCAGCUUACCGGUCGAGAUUUUGCAUUGACAACUCUUUUUCCAGAUAACGGCCCAAUACAAAAAUGAGCCUGGUUCACAUUAUGUGUUUUGUUAAUUGUAAAGAUCAUUGCAUGCACUUUGUUACUUAUGAUUGUUAUAACAUGCUUACAAUGAGAAUAAACGAUUAGUAAAUAACCA